AUGUCAUUUAUGCGCGCUACCUGCCGAAUACACGGCCGGCAUCUCAUCCUGAGAUGCCAGCAGCACCCGCUGCCCACGCCGCUGCGGAGCUUGCGCUGCUUCCACAUCUGCGCCGCGCAGCAACACGAAUCAUCAUCACCACCCACCACAGCCAAUGGCUCAUCGACGGAGCCUCAGCGAGGGCUCCGAGGGCUAGGACUGCUCAAAGGAUCCAGGGGUAACAAGACGCCAAGUUCAAGAGGGGAAAGGGCGGCGGCGACGCGGUACAUACUAGGGCAGAGCGCCGACCAGCCCAUUCGCGCGCGCUUUGCGCCGUCGCCGACGGGAUACCUGCACCUGGGCUCGUUGCGGACGGCGCUGUUCAACAACCUCGCGGCACGGGCGAGUAAAGACGGCGGCGCGUUUAUCCUACGAAUUGAGGAUACAGACCAGAGUCGCCUGGUCCACGACGCCGAAGCACGUCUGCUCGAGGAUCUAGCCUGGGCCGGUCUCUCCUGGGACGAAGGCCCCGACUGCGGCGGCCCCUACGGCCCCUACCGCCAGUCCGAGCGUCUCUCCAUCUACAAGGAGCACGUCCAGACGCUCAUCGACAAGGGCCACGCGUACCGCUGCUUCUGCACGCCCGCUCAGCUCGACGCGCAGAAGCAGGCCCUCCACGAAGCCGGUCAGCCGACGUUCUACCCGGGCACCUGCCGCGCCGUCGACGAUGCCGAGUCGGCGGCACGCGCUGCCGCCGGGGACGCGCACGUGGUGCGCUUCAAGGGCAAUGCCUUUGGGCGGCCGAAGCUGCGCGAUGCCAUUUACGGCAACUUUCAGAAAAAGGAGGAUGAGGAGGAUUUCAUCAUACUAAAGUCUGAUGGGUUCCCGACGUAUCAUUUCGCGUGCGUGGUGGACGACCACCUCAUGAAUAUUACCCACGUCAUUCGAGGAGAGGAAUGGCUCAUUUCCGCACCCAAGCACGUCGCGCUCUACCAGGCCUUUGGCUGGACGCCGCCCAUCUUUGCGCACCUUGGCCUGCUCGUCAACCCAGACGGCACCAAGCUCAGCAAGCGCAACGCCGACGUCAACCUCUCGCAGUACAAGACCGGUCGCAUCUUCCCCGCCGCGCUGCUCUCCUGGCUCGCCAACCUCGGCUCGUCCUUCAAGUCCAACGUCAAGCCGCCGCGUUCCGUCGACGACAUUGCCGAAGCGUUGACGUUCAAAUUCACACGCGGUGGCAUCAAGCUCAACGUCGAGAAGCUCGACCACUUCAACGCCAAGUACCGGGACCUUCUCCUUCGCCAGCCCCUCGCCUCUCUUCCGCCCCACGAAGUCGCCCUCCUACGCACGCAUCUCUUCACGCCCACCCUCGCCGCUGUCCAAUCCGCCACGCGCACCGGCAUACCCGCGUGGCCGCAUGCCUCCGCACCGCUUCAGCUCGUCCCGCAGCUUGCCGCUGCCGACGACGCCAGCGCCGCGUACCUCCACGCCGUGCUGGCCAGCCGCGACGGGGGCUUCCGCGCCGCGGGCGACGUCGUCGAGCAGCACCCCUACCUCUUCUGGCGGCCGCCCCAGAACGUGUACCGGGCGUCGGUGGCCACCACGCCGCCCGACGGGCGUGUCCUGGCCGCGCUGGAGCAGGUGCUCGAGCGGGACGACGUCGUCUGGACAGACGGCCAGCAAGUGAUGGACACGCUGCGCGAGGUUCUGGAUCCGCAGGGCGUCGAGACGCUUACGGUGCACAAUGUGCUGCGUCUGGUGGGCGCGGGCGGGCAGGACGUCGUUUCGCAGAGCAGCGGACGCAUGUUUGCGACGCUGGGCCGCGACGAGUGGCAGCAUCGGCUGCGAUGCGUACAGGAACUGCUGUAA
Messenger RNA from Akanthomyces muscarius, 1848 nucleotides. RefSeq lists its product as uncharacterized. NCBI's taxonomy places the organism in Eukaryota, Fungi, Ascomycota, Sordariomycetes, Hypocreales, Cordycipitaceae. The coding region runs from base 1 to 1848 and encodes 615 amino acids. Gene Ontology annotation, biological process: glutamyl-tRNA aminoacylation. Gene Ontology annotation, molecular function: glutamate-tRNA ligase activity; zinc ion binding; ATP binding. The record is from RefSeq and is a predicted model, not a curated record. The transcript is spliced from 5 exons.